ACGUAAAAGAAAGCCAAUCAUAUGAUUGCAUCUUGAUAGACUCAUUUUACAUAAAGUUAAUUUCUGUUCUAUUUUUUUUUCUUCUUUGUUUACAUAAAAAUGUCCUUGUCUCGCGUCCACACUGAUUCUGCUCCUGCUGCUCUUGGUCCUUACUCUCAAGCUAUCAAGGUUAACGGCUUUGUUUAUACUUCUGGCCAAAUUCCUAUUGAUCCUGCUACAGGUGAAAUUGUUGAGGGUGGUAUCAAGGAACACACUAAGCAAGUCUUGCUUAACCUUACCGAAGUCCUUAAGGCUUCCGGUUCCAGCCUUGAAAAGGUCAUCAAGACUACUGUUUUCCUUCGUGAUAUGAACGACUUUGUUCCCAUGAACGAAGUUUAUGGAUCCUUCUUUUCUUCUCAUCAACCUGCUCGUUCUGCUGUUCAAGUUGCACGUCUUCCCAAGGACGUUGCUGUUGAAAUUGAAUGCGUCGCUUUGACUGAUUGAAUAUAUCAAAAUAAACU
This is a messenger RNA of Gilbertella persicaria, 500 nucleotides long. Its product is annotated as endoribonuclease L-PSP. Gene Ontology annotation, molecular function: deaminase activity. NCBI's taxonomy places the organism in Eukaryota, Fungi, Mucoromycota, Mucoromycetes, Mucorales, Choanephoraceae. The record is from RefSeq and is a predicted model, not a curated record. Gene Ontology annotation, cellular component: cytosol; mitochondrion. The coding region runs from base 100 to 483 and encodes 127 amino acids. The transcript has 5 exons.